AUGCAGACUCCGUCGGUCGCAGACGCCGUGCCGGCGAAGUGCCCCGGUUCGCUGGACGGUAUCGAUAGAACCGACUCGCAGCAGUCGGAAGUGGGCCGAUUUGACGAAUCGCGUGCCAGCAGCACGGACUCGGUGCUGUGCCGCAUUUGUCAGAGCUCGAGCGACGAGCAGAAUAGCAUGAUAUCGCCGUGCCUGUGCAAGGGUACGAUGAAGUAUGUUCAUCAGGAGUGCCUGGAGCUGUGGCUGAACCGUUCCGGACUCACCAGCUGCGAGCUGUGUUUGCACACAUUUCAAACCCAUGAAGCACUGAGAUAUGGAUGCUGCGAGUCGGUGCUGGUAUGGUACCGGAACCCCGACCAUCGCAACCUUUUGAUGUCCGAUCUUAUGAUUUAUUUCAUCAUGUCGUUUGUUUGCUUCAUGCUAACACUGGUGAGCGUGCUGGUGCUACGGUUCCAGGACUACGAGCACAACCCAUUCGCCGAGCAGAUCGCUAAAAUAGCGGCCAUUUCCUUCCUGUCUUUGGUUAUUCUUGCCUACGUCGGCAACGUUCUAAUUAUUGCGCGGGAUCACAUUUUUCCCUGGUAUCGCUGGUGGAAGUCGGCGAGAUGUGUGCGGCUGUCCGUUCGAGAAUUUUCCCGCUAUCCGGACGAAUCCGUGUAG
This is a messenger RNA of Anopheles bellator, 660 nucleotides long. Its product is annotated as E3 ubiquitin-protein ligase MARCHF3-like. Lineage: Eukaryota; Metazoa; Arthropoda; Insecta; Diptera; Culicidae. The record is from RefSeq and is a predicted model, not a curated record. Gene Ontology annotation, molecular function: ubiquitin-protein transferase activity; zinc ion binding. Bases 1 to 660 code for a protein of 219 amino acids. The transcript has 6 exons. Gene Ontology annotation, biological process: protein ubiquitination.